Molecule: messenger RNA, 2435 nt
Organism: Eurytemora carolleeae
Lineage: Eukaryota; Metazoa; Arthropoda; Copepoda; Calanoida; Temoridae
Product: adhesion G protein-coupled receptor A3
Exons: 29
Coding region: 1-2391 (796 amino acids)
Biological process (GO): cell surface receptor signaling pathway; G protein-coupled receptor signaling pathway
Cellular component (GO): plasma membrane
Molecular function (GO): G protein-coupled receptor activity
Source: RefSeq, a predicted model, not a curated record
AUGGUUGAACUAGUACUUGCCGGUCAAAUCAAGGAACAAGCUGGGGCCAGGCUGGUCAACUCAAUUAAUAGUAUUGCUAGGAUAGUCACAGGUUUCCAGUGUGGAGUACCUGGUCUAGUGGUUCAAGGUGUUCCUGUCUCACAGAGGAACUUUCUCAAGCUGACCUGCAGCUGGCCUAGUUCAGAUACUCACCCAGAUAGAGCUGUUGAUUGCUCUGAGAAAAAUAUCAGCUUCUCUUCUGGAACUUUUGGUUCAAUCCAGCUUCCUUCAUCUUUGCCUUAUCAGCUGGCACAGCUUGACAGAGAAUUAAGUGUGAUGAAGACAGUUGUAAUCUCAGGGUUCAAUUCUGAUACACUCUUUCCCCAGGUUGGAGUUAUUUCUGGUGUGGUUUCAAGUUCUAUCCUGGGAGCAACUAUACCAAACAUAGAGCCCUUUGAUCUUAAAGAGCCAGUUCAUGUUAUGUUGAGAAGAGUUAAAGCUGGGGCAGGUCAGCUUAAACCUGUUUGGUGGGAUACAAGUGCUAACAAGGGCUUGGGAGGCUGGAGUUCUCACCACUGUACAACCAAGGAAGAAAGGAAUGACGGAAUUUUGUUUACCUGUUCACAUCUUGGAUACUAUACCCUCAUUCUUCAAUCAGUUGAUGGAGUGUCUGAAACUGCCACACCUCUAGCUGAAUACCUAUCUGUCUAUCUUGGUUCCAUCCUGGGCCUGAUUAGCAUAUCCUUAACUGUAUUCAUCUACUCCUUGUUCUCUUCCUCGAUCCUGCUCUCCUCUAGCUACAAGCAGGCUCUAGUCAAUCUUUGGCUAUCUAUCAUCUUAUUUCUAGUCUUCUACUGUAUAUCUGGUGAAAUGGAGGAGCAAGUGUACUGCGCUCUUACAGGAAUGCUGUUGCACUACACUACUCUGACAUCAUUCUUCUGGUUGGCUCUUACAUCAGCAGUUAUACACAGUAAGGUGACAGGGCCUGAGGCACAGCAGGAAGAAAUGGAAAACGUUUAUGGAGAAAUUGCAAACAGGGAUGAAAGUAUGGGACGGAUAGUUGUCAGAAAAUCUUCAAUCUCUAAGUACUAUCUAAUUGGAUGGUGUGUUCCCUUGUUUAUAUGUGGAAUUACGGCAGGUGCUAGUUUCAACCAGUACACUUCUCAAGGAACAUGUUAUCUGAGCCUGGAGGUUUCUGCUGGAUCCAUCCUAGCUCCUGUACUAGUCAGCUUAUCUGUCUAUACAUACUAUACAGUACACAUGUACACUUGUAGGUCUAGUACCCGUGUAUUUGUUUCUAAGAAGAAUGAAGGUUCUAAUGAUGAAACUCAUCUUCCAUUGGACCAGGAGAAAUCUAUUAGGAUGCAUGGCAGUGUUCAAUGUUUGUUUACUUUUCUCCUGGUUUGUUUGUUUACAACUGCUGGGGUUAGAAGUUUACUGUCUCCGACACUUGGAAAGGUUAGCUUGAGAUUAGUAUGUUCUGUGUUGUUCUGUGCUCUAUCUCUCAGUAUUGGAGUUCUAGUUCUCAGUUUCUACGUUUUCUCCCGUAAGGAUUUGAUGAUGAAGUUUACCAAAAGGGAAAGCUCUGACCGAAGAGAAGAGACUACCAACCUUCUCUCCCCGCAUCAACUUAGAUAUUCUCCUGCGCGGUUUCAGCAGAAUAUCUUCAACCCAGGAACAGUCGGCAAAGCACCGCCAUUUUCCAAUAUGGCCGCUGCCGGGGACAUAAACAAGAUGGCGGAGAAUAAACAGCAGAACACGUUUUUAAAACUGACAGGCCAAUUUAUGAAUAACAAAUCAGAGGCUGAACCUUAUGAUGUUUUCUCGGUCAAAAAUACGGGCGGAUCGGUAAUAGGGUAUAUUGCUCCAAACAAUAGCGCCGGUCCCUCUGAUCUGGAUUGUCUGCAAGUUUCAGAGUUUGGAUACAAACCUAAGGUAAAGAAUGUGAACCUGUUGGUGGAUAGGGAGAAAAGUAUUGGGAAAUCAGUCUGGAAUCAGGAAAACCUUGAGAUGAUGGCCAUGGAUAACAGGUGGGAGGAGGUGGAGGAGUUGGAUGAAGAGGAGGAUAGAUGGAGUAGAGCAGAUCAGAGAAAUCCUGACCAAGACCUUGAUUACUUUUUCAAUCAAAACCAAAGUGAACUAAGCCCGUCAUUACCUCCACCUAUCUUCUCUCCAAGCCCCUUCCCUGGUAGUUCAACUGGAAUAGUGUUAGACUCACAAUACAACCUUGGAGAACGCCAUCCCUCUUCUAGGGAUCCAUUUCCAACCAGUCUUCCAAACAAACGGAGGUCAAAGUCAAGAGAUAGGUCUGGAUUCUUGAAGUCUGGUGUUUCAGACUUAGACAGAACAGAUGUUGCUUCAAGAUAUUCUGAAGUUAGCUCGAGUAUGUACAGUACAAGAUCCAAAAAGUAAGUUAGAAAAUAUAAAGACAUGGAUAAAUAGAUAGAUUGACAGGU